This is a messenger RNA of Lichtheimia ornata, 1419 nucleotides long. RefSeq lists its product as uncharacterized. The record is from RefSeq and is a predicted model, not a curated record. NCBI's taxonomy places the organism in Eukaryota, Fungi, Mucoromycota, Mucoromycetes, Mucorales, Lichtheimiaceae. Gene Ontology annotation, molecular function: DNA replication origin binding. The transcript has 7 exons. Gene Ontology annotation, biological process: DNA replication; DNA replication initiation. Gene Ontology annotation, cellular component: nuclear origin of replication recognition complex; nucleus. Bases 1 to 1419 code for a protein of 472 amino acids.
AUGGUCCUGCAGGAACUGGAAGCUCAAUUCCCUGGGCGAUCAAAGCAAAUUGCCACAUUGCUACAGCUCAUGGGCGAGCCUAGCGAUGCCGUCCUUCCCAGCAUUUUCAUUUACGGCCACCCUUCUUCAGGCAAAACCAGUGUUGUUCGUGCCAUUCUCGAAAAGACGCUUGCUCGAUCCAUGUGGUCAUUUAUCAACUGCAUCGAAUGUCAUACGCCACGCAUGCUGUUCGAACACACAAUCAACCAGUGGUGCGAUUGGACGCCUUCAUACGAGAACAAGUAUACGGGUGUACGCCGAAUAGACAACAUUCAUCAAUUUGUGAAGGCGAUCCAGGAGGGCGUUGCAUUGGAUGAUGAGAGGAUGAUUCAGUUUGGUGAUUCAGAGACGCGAUAUCUUGUACUCGAUCGUGCCGAGAGACUUCGUGACAUGGGAUCGACUUUGAUUUAUUCAUUAUUACGGCUAGCAGAAAUGACGGGUCGAAAUAUUUGUGUCAUCAUGAUCAGCACGGUGGUGUUUGACAAGUUCAGAGUUCGAGGAGGUGCCUAUGAACCACUGGUGAUGCGAUUUCCUGAAUACACAAAGCAAGACACAAUCGAGAUCCUGCGUAAAGGUUACACCACGCGUUUGAUCCAAGUGGAAGGUCGAGAUCCUGUUGAGCUCAAUGACGAAUUUGUCGACGGCUUUUCUGAAAUCAUUUACAACAUCUUCAAUCACAACUGCAAGGACAUCAAUGAAUUGCGUUAUCUCGCGGCACUUUUGUUUCCGAUAUACAUCAGACCUUUGAAGGAUGGUGAUUCAAGGGUAUCCGAGCGAUCAAGGUUGUAUCAGCUGGCAUUACCAUUCUUUGCCAAAGCAACAGAUAAACUCUACUUGAGAGAGGUUUCGAGUGCUGAAUGGGCCAAGGAAACGAAGCGAUUGGAUGAAUUGGAUGAUGCUGAAGCAGAGGAUCUUUUUCGAAAGCAAUCACGUGACAAAGGCUAUUUCGCAUUACCGUAUUACACAAAAUUCUUGUUGAUUGCUGCGUUCCUGGCAUCUUAUAAUCCUCCGCGAUACGAUGUACGAUACUUUGCCAAGGCCGGUGAGGCACGCAAGCGUAAGAAAGGAGGCGGUACUCGUAAAGCCAAAGUAGACAAUCUCGGUGGCAAGAUGCGACCUCAGCUUCUUGGUCCCAAAGCUUUUCCUGUUGAACGUAUGCUGGCCAUCUUUUACAGUAUUAUCGAUGAUACCCUUGAAGACUCGAUCGAUAUUCAAACACAGAUUACAAGCUUAACGACGCUACGGCUUUUGGUGCGAUCAAACAAUCUCGAGCGAUUAGAUGGCUCCAGGUUCAAGUGCAAUGUUAGUUUCCAAUUCAUCAAGGCUGUGGCAUCUAGUGUACGCUUCGAAAUUGAGCAGUAUCUAUUUGAUUUUUGUUGA